CACCUUCAUUGCCGUCAAAUGUAUUGAGCAAAAGAGCGCAAUCCCAAGAAAAAAUUGUGCACUAGGCCUACCUCACUUUAAACGUAUUAGAAUGUCAACGACAGAUCUCAACAAACUUGACACUCUUUUUUGAUGAUAAACGUUUAAAACGUGUGCUGGUUGUCUUAUGUGUUUGUGGGCCUAUUUGUAAUAGUGAAGGUCUUCAUAUGUCGAUUGGAACAUCAUUCGCGAAUGUCACUUUCACACCCCUGUUCACUAUAGCAUAGGUCACUGACUAGUGUCACCAACCGCAAGACUCCAAAAGACCUGCAGACCGGUGGCGAUUUUUAUUUAUUGUAAAAAUGAACCUUAUUGGGAGCUACCAGCAUCAUCAUCUGAUGCACGAGACGUUUCCAUUCGUCCAGAGGUGUCAUCAAGAUUAUCCCUACUUCCAAAACUGGGUGGUGAACCAUGGCGAAGUCAACUCUGACUUCCAGAUCCAGAUGCCUUACUCAACGGAGUUCGGGGCCCUGGGUCCGGCGCAAGAAAGCCAGCUGGACGCUCUCUCCGCGUGCAUGGGGAAGAGGAGAGCAUCAGGGCCGAAGAAGGAGCGGAGAAGGACGGAGAGCAUCAACACCGCGUUCACCGAACUGAGAGAAUGUAUACCAAAUGUACCGGUAGAUACGAAACUGUCCAAAAUUAAAACGUUACGACUAGCAACAAGUUACAUUUCCUACCUAAUGGACGUGCUGGCUAAAGACACUGGGGAGACGGAGGGAUUCAAGGCCGAAAUCAAGAAAUAUGAUAGAGAUUUGAAACGGAAACGGGAAACGAACGAUGGCCUGCAAGAGUCAUUAGGAAACGAGAAAAAGUUCAAAGGACGGACAGGUUGGCCUCAGCAAGUCUGGGCUUUGGAACUGAAUCAGUGAAUGUUUUGACCUCUGAACAUGCAACCCACUCAAAGACUCCGUAUUCAAGCACGUCGCUGCAAGGAAUACAACCACUUGUUCUCAUCUACUGUAUAUACGUGCAAGGUUUAAAUUCAAACAAGGUGGACUUGGUAAAAUGCAAUAUUAUGCAAAUAUUUCAACGACUGCCUAUUAAACGUUUCUUUGUCA
Messenger RNA from Oncorhynchus mykiss (rainbow trout), 1097 nucleotides. Its product is annotated as heart- and neural crest derivatives-expressed protein 1. Gene Ontology annotation, molecular function: DNA-binding transcription factor activity, RNA polymerase II-specific; RNA polymerase II transcription regulatory region sequence-specific DNA binding; protein dimerization activity. The record is from RefSeq and is a predicted model, not a curated record. Gene Ontology annotation, biological process: heart development; regulation of transcription by RNA polymerase II. Lineage: Eukaryota; Metazoa; Chordata; Actinopteri; Salmoniformes; Salmonidae.